AUGGCGCUCACUCACCUCCUCCUGAUCGGCGCGGCGCAGUUACUUGCCUUCUUCACCGGUUCAGAGGCCGGCGCUGUGGGCGUGUGCUACGGUAUGGUGGGUAGCAACCUGAUGCAACCGCCGGCUGUGGUGCAGCUGCUGAAGAAGAAUGGCAUCACAAUGGUGCGGCUGUACGACGCCGAUGCCGGAGCGCUCAGCGCGUUGGCCAACACCGGCAUCAAGGUUGGUGUGUCGGUACCGAACCAAAAUCUGGCAGAUGCGGCUGGAGGAAUGUCGUACGCGCUCCAGUGGGUGCGGAGCAACGUUAAGGCGUACCCGAACACGCUGAUCGACACGGUUGCCGUCGGCAACGAGGUGUUCGACCAGGCACCCCAGCUGACCCCUCAGCUCCUCCCGGCAAUGAAGAACAUCCAGGCCGCGCUGGCCAGCGUGGGGCUGGCGGACGCCGUCAAGGUCACCACGCCCAUCGCGUUCGACGCUCUCAAGGAGUCUUCCCCGCCGUCGAAAGGCGAGUUCAAGGACAACAUCGCGCAGUCGGUGAUGAGCCCCAUGAUCGACUUCCUGGACCGGACCGGCUCACACCUUUCCUUCAACAUCUACCCCUACUUCGCCUACAGGGACCAUCCGGAGCUCAUCUCCCUCGACUAUCUACUGUUCCGCCCCAACAACGGGUUCUAUGACCAGGUCACCGGCCUCACCUACUACAACUUGUUCGAUGCUAUGGUUGAUGCCGUUUUCCAUGCCGUGGAGAAGCUGAGCAGCUCCAGCGAGCAUGCUCGAGGUAGGAUGCUUAGAGGUCGUGGCACGAAAAUAACUUGUUCAGAAUGUGGGUUUCCGACCAAAGGUAAAAUAGGGCCGCCUCUCAAGCACCAGGACGCCUACCCAGCUGAUUAUUUAGGGGGGCAAAAAGAGAGUGCGGCGGCGGCCACCACCGCGAACGCCCAAACCUACAAUUCUAACCUCAUCAGCAAGGUUCUUAGAGGCACCGGCACACCUUACAAACCCAACGCCGACAUCUCCGUCUACAUCUUCUCCUUGUUCAACGAGAAUCUCAAGACCGGCGACGAGGAGGAGCGCAACUUCGGGCUGUUCUACCCCGACGGCACACCCGUCUAUAAGGUCGACUUCGGCCACCCUGGUCCGUCUCCUGCUACCCCUACACCUGCGGGGCCUAGCUGGUGCACGGCGAACGCGGGUGUCGGGGACAAGCGGCUCCAGGAUGCCCUCGACUACGCGUGCGGCCACGGGGCGGACUGCAGCCCCAUCCAGCCCGGCAAACCGUGCUACCAGCCCAACACCAAGGUCGCGCACGCGUCCUACGCAUUCAACGACUACUACCAGAGGAAGGGCCGUGCCAGCGGCACAUGUGACUUCGCUGGAGCCGCUUCGAUUGUCUACCACAAGCCAGGAGGCACCUGCGACGGGAACGCGGCGAGCUGGUGUGUGGCGAACGCGGCCGCAGGAGACAAGCGCCUUCAGGACGCGCUGGACUACGCCUGCGGUCAUGGCGCCGACUGCCGUGCCAUCCAGACCGGCGGUCGGUGCUUCGAUCCCAAUACCAAGGUCGCGCACGCGUCCUAUGCAUUCAACGACUACUACCAUCGCAACGGCAGGUCCGAUAAAUCGUGUGACUUCGCUGGCUGCGGCUCCGUCGUCCACCAGCAACCUAGGUUUGGCAACUGCGCCCUGUGA
Lolium rigidum is the source of this 1692-nucleotide messenger RNA. RefSeq names its product glucan endo-1,3-beta-glucosidase 13-like. Lineage: Eukaryota; Viridiplantae; Streptophyta; Magnoliopsida; Poales; Poaceae. The record is from RefSeq and is a predicted model, not a curated record. Gene Ontology annotation, molecular function: hydrolase activity, hydrolyzing O-glycosyl compounds. The transcript is spliced from 4 exons. The coding region runs from base 1 to 1692 and encodes 563 amino acids. Gene Ontology annotation, biological process: carbohydrate metabolic process. Gene Ontology annotation, cellular component: plasma membrane.